Rotaria sordida is the source of this 666-nucleotide messenger RNA. NCBI's taxonomy places the organism in Eukaryota, Metazoa, Rotifera, Eurotatoria, Philodinida, Philodinidae. The record is from the annotation of a GenBank genome assembly.
AUGGCUAAUGAUGAUGAUGAUGAUGAUGGUAGUGAUAUUAGUAAUUAUGACAUUGAUCUCAUCGAUCAUAGUCCUUUUCCUAAUGAUUGUCAAAAUGAAGUUCAGGGUAUUGAAUUUCUAUGCCAAUAUUUUAUGCAUCGUUACAAUGCUUGUCCAACUUUUUUCAUUGGUUCUCUUGAAGAAGCAUGUCAAGAAGCUUUCAGUUCAAUAAUAAUUAAAGAACGUCGUCCAGUUCUCGUCUACAUACAUCAUGAUAAAAACUUAUUAACAAAUAGAUUUUGUUGGAAUAUACUCUGUUCAGAAAUGAUUAUUGAUUAUUUACUUGAAAAUUAUAUUGUUUGGUCAUGGGAUAUUACAUUUGAAUCAAAUAGAAAUAUAUUGAUAAAAAUCUGGAAUAAGAUCUUUCCAAGUCAAACUUCGAUUGAUUUUUCUCUUGAACAAUGUCCAAUGCUUAUUGGUAUAAUGCGAGAAUCUUUAUAUAAAAAAGAUUCGUCAUCAACAUCAGAAUAUGAAUUUACAGUAUUAUUUAAAAAUGAAACUUUGACAAGUACUGAGGAGACAUUUAGUCUAAAAUCAAUACUCAACGAAUUGUCUAUAUUUAAAGAAGAAUGUGAUGAUAAUGAACAAGCUUUAGUAAGUCAUGGUUAUUUAUUUAUUUUUGUUUAA